ACAAACCUUUUAUGGGCCCUACUCAGCUGAGAUAUCAGCAUCUGCAUUAUAGCUCCCAUCUAUUCUUAGGUGAUAUCCCAGCACGACUGAACAGUGCCUUGCUGGCUUGUGAGAGAGGUACAGAAUGGCUUACAACGUGACUCUGAAUGGACCUGGACCUUGGGGCUUCCGACUGCAAGGGGGCAAGGACUUCAACAUGCCCUUGACCAUCUCCAGAAUCACCCCUGGCAGCAAGGCAGCGCAAUCACAGAUGAAUCAAGGGGACCUUGUGGUAGCCAUUGAUGGAGUCAAUACUGACAGCAUGACUCACUUAGAGGCUCAGAACAAGAUCAAGUCAGCCAGCUACAACCUGAGCCUCACUCUCCAGAAAUCGAAACGUCCAGUGCCAGUUUCAACCACACCACCCAAAAUCGACUCACCCAGAGCUGUAAUUCCCCACCAGAAGGUUAUAACCAACACCACUUCCAAUACGGAUUUCACGGAGCGUUUCAACCCCAGUGUCCUGAAGGACUCUGCCCUAUCUACACACAAACCCAUUGAGGUGAAAGGCCUAGGAGGCAAGGCUACUAUAAUUCACGCCCAGUAUAACACCCCAAUCAGCAUGUAUUCCCAAGAUGCCAUCAUGGAUGCAAUUGCAGGCCAGGCACAAGCCCAAGGUGGAGAAUUUGCUGGUACACUUCCUAUUAAGGAUCCUCACGUAGACAGCGCAUCUCCAGUGUAUCAGGCUGUUCUCAAAACUCAGAACAAGCCUGAGGAUGAAACUGAAGACUGGAGUCGCCGUUCUGCCAACCUGCAGUCUAAGUCUUUUCGCAUCCUUGCCCAGAUGACUGGAACAGAGUUUAUGCAAGAUCCAGAUGAAGAAGCCCUGAGGAGAUCAAGGGAAAGGUUUGAAACGGAACGUAACAGCCCACGCUUUGCCAAAUUGCGCAACUGGCAUCACGGCCUGUCGGCGCAAAUCCUUAAUGUUAAAAGCUAAACGCCCACAUUCAGUGGGCAAAUAUGCGAGAGAGAAUUACAGUAAAGAAAUAACUGCUAUCCUGAGUUAGAUCUUAAGAGUGUAACACACGUACAGGAAAGAUGAUUGCGAGGUUUUUGUUUUUUCGGAGUGCCUGUCUUUGGUAGUUUUCUGUUGUUAGCCUGGAAUCCACUCACUGUCACCAAGAGCAAAAAUAAUCAUAUAGCCUUGUUCACGUUCUUUGGUACAAAGUAGAUUAGCUUUUGUCCUUUACGAUAUCAAAUGCAACUUCAAUAUGCAGAUAGAAGGCAAACAUCAUUGUUUUACUUUAUUGACUUAACUUACUGGAGAAACUGAAGGGAAAGUUAUUUGCAGUAUUUCUUUAGGAGGAAGACUUAGGUUUUAUUGACUUUUGUUGUAAAGAUGAUUAAAUACGAGAACAUAGGAUGAAAAGGAAAGUUGACUGAGCCUGGCCUAGUGAUUGCUAAAUGUACAACCUGCUUAGUUCACGCAGUCAAAAGAUGCUGUUUGAAACAAUACUUUAGCAAUAUCAUUUUUUUCUUCAGUAUAUUAUGCUAGUAACACUUAUUUGCUAAGACUGUUUGCUGUAGUAUUUGAAAUCUACAUUUGUCAUUAGAUGAAAGAUAGGAUGUGGCAGUUCAGGACUAUGAGGAAAUGACUUUUUGCUAGAGGUGUUUAGGGGUAAGAUGGUUAUAUAUAGUACUGCUGGUGCACUGAAGUUUUUAAAAGCAUCUUUGAAGUUCAAAGGAACACGUUGCCCAUUCUGUAUUGCUCUUGCUUUGACCCACAUUAUUUUUUCUGUAUAUAGCAGCAUGCUUUAUCUCAAAUAAAAGGAUUUAAAACUAAAAUAA
This is a messenger RNA of Coturnix japonica (Japanese quail), 1827 nucleotides long. It is a transcript of the gene LDB3, whose product is annotated as LIM domain binding 3. Gene Ontology annotation, biological process: heart development; muscle structure development; actin cytoskeleton organization. The record is from RefSeq and is a predicted model, not a curated record. Gene Ontology annotation, molecular function: actin binding; muscle alpha-actinin binding. Gene Ontology annotation, cellular component: stress fiber; adherens junction; Z disc. Lineage: Eukaryota; Metazoa; Chordata; Aves; Galliformes; Phasianidae.